GCGGAACGACCGCAGUAUGUGGCAUUUUCAUUGGUUAAUUAGGUACAGGUUACGCCUCUUCAGGCUUUGGUGCCUUUCCAUUGGGUAAUGCCGCGGGACUCCGGAAGGGGGCAUCUUGGGAAUUGUAGUUUCCGGAGGGAAGUAGCCUCCAGACUGCAGUAGCGUGGCUCCGUACCUGUUGAGGAGAUGAAUGGGAAGCGGCCUGCGGAGCCGGGCCAGGUCCGGAUAGUGAAGAAGGGAAAGAGGCAGGUGGUGGCGGAGUUUUCAGGCGCUGUCAAGGAGAAAACUCUGAGGAAUCAGCUGGCUGAGGCCUGGAGACGCCGGACGCCGUUCAGCCACGACGCUAUUGACAUAGACAUGGAUCCCUUUCCUCACUGUGUGAUCCCAAACUUCAUCCAAAGCCAAGACUUCUUGGAAGGACUUCAGAAGGAACUUUUGAGCUUGGACUUCCAUGAAAAGUAUAAUGAUUUAUAUAAGUUCCAGCAGUCUGAUGAUUUGAAGAAGAGAAGAGAGCCUCAUAUCUCAGCAUUAAGGAAACUUAUGUUCGAAAGUUUCCGGACCUGGCUUUCUGGCAUUUCCAACAUUGACCUAGAACCAACCAUUGACAUGUCCUGUGCUAAAUACGAAUUCACUGAUGCUCUGCUCUGCCAUGAUGAUGAGCUAGAGGGCCGCCGGAUUGCCUUCAUUCUCUACCUGGUUCCUUCCUGGGACAGGAGCUUGGGGGGCACCCUGGACCUGUACAGCAUUGAUGAACACUUUCAGCCGAAGCAGAUUGUCAAGUCUCUUAUCCCUUCGUGGAACAAACUGGUUUUCUUUGAAGUGUCUCCAGUGUCCUUUCACCAGGUGUCUGAAGUCCUAUCUGAAGAAACGUCACGUUUAUCUAUAAGCGGCUGGUUUCAUGGUCCUCCGUUAGCCAGGCCUCCCACCUACUUUGAGCCCCUGAUCCCUCGAAACCCUCACAUCCCACAAGAUCAUGAAAUUUUGUAUGAGUGGAUCAAUCCUGCUUAUCUGGACAUGGAUUACCAAAUGCAAAUUCAAGAAGAAUUUGAAGAAAGGUCUGAAAUUCUCUUGAAAGAUUUUCUUAAGCCUGAGAAAUUUGCAAAGGUCUGUGAGGCCUUGGAGAAAGGAGAUGUGGAAUGGAGUAGUCGUGGUCCCCCUAACAAAAGGUUUUAUGAGAAAGCUGAGGAAAGUAAGCUCCCUGAUAUCCUGAAGGACUGCAUGGGGUUGUUUCGCUCCGAGGCACUGUUCUUGCUGCUCUCCAACUUCACAGGCCUGAAGCUUCACUUUUUGGCCCCUUCAGAAGAAGAGACUGAGGACAAAAAAGAGGGAGGGGCAGCCUGUGCUGCUGAUGGCACUGAAGAAGGGACUGGCCAGAGGGCCUCAGAGCCUGAGAAUAAUGACGAAGCUGUCAGUAGCAGCAGUCAAGAGAACAGCGAACAGACCGACCCAGAGCCAGAGGAAGACGCAAAGAAAGACUCAAGUACUCCCACAUGCCAAGGGGAACUGAGGCAUUGGAACACUGGCCACUACACUUUAAUCCAUGACAAUACCAAGACUGAAUUUGCCUUAGACCUGUUUCUGUACUGUGGUUGUGAAGGCUGGGAGCCAGAGUAUGGUGGCUUUACAUCCUACAUUGCCAAAGGUGAAGACGAAGAGCUGCUGGUAGUGAAUCCAGAAAACAAUUCUUUGGCAUUGGUCUACAGAGAUAGAGAGACCCUGAAAUUUGUGAAGCAUAUUAACCACCGCAGCCUAGAACAAAAGAAAACCUUCCCAAACAGAAGUGGUUUCUGGGACUUUGCGUUUGUCUAUUAUGAGUAACAGAACUGGGCAAAACUAACAAAAGUGACACUUCCUCAGUCCUGGGAAAUCUGGAAGGAGAAAUGUUAACUGACUGUCCUCAAAUCUGACUCUCCUUGGACAGGUGUGCUAGCACAUGCCUGUAAUCCCAGCAUUUGAGAGGCAGAGAAAGGAGUUCAGGGUCAGCCUAGGCUACAUAGUAAAACUCUGUCUCAAAAACAAACAGAAACAUGGGUCAUCCUUUAAUAUAACUCGAGACUGUCCUCAGCCUAGACCUUGAGCUGGAGCUGUAUACUUCUCUCUUGAUUUACAAAACAAAGAAAUUUUUUUUUCCACUGAAUUCUUUCGCUUGUGUUUUGACUGCUUCAGCAACUUUUUUUUUUUAACUUUGGGAUUUUUUUUUGUGUGUGUGGUAAAAAAUAUAUAACAUAUAAUAGUUUUUUGGUUUUGGGGCUUUUUGACAGGGUCUACUAUGUAGCCCAGGCUAGCCUCAAAUGACUGAUUAGCCUCCCAAGUGCUGAAAUUACAGGCAUGGGCAACCAUGCCCAGCCAGUUUUUAUAUGGAUAGAUCAGUAGAAUUGGAAAAAUUUCCAGUGUUAUACAGCCAUCACCAUAAUCCAUAAUCCAAAUUUUUUCCAUCUUCCCAAAGUGAAACCAUGUGUCCAUCAAACACCCUGUUCUCUGCUGCCCCUUCUCUCCCAGCCUCUUCUUUGUUGGCUAUUCACACCCCUCACACAUGGACCCAUACAGUAUUUAUCCUUUGUGAUUAACUUAUUUCACUUAGCAUAAAGUCCUUAAGGCCCAUCAAUAUUUCCAGUGAUUUUUCUUUUUCACUCACAAGUAGUUGUAUAUUCUGGCUUCCCAAUCACACGGGUCUAGAAAGUUACAGAGUCCUAAUCUUGUUUGUGCUGGGCUUUAGAGCUAUGACACAAUUUGAGUCAUUACACUGCCCCCCACUGUCUGUUAGCCAAGUUCCGCCCUGUGUCAGGACAGGGUAAACAUGGGGAGUGUUGCUCUCUAGGAGGUGGUCUGGCUGAAAACUACACGGCCCUAGGAAUUCUGUGGCCAAUGAAGAGGACAGGCUACUUACUGCCCCAGGUAUUCACUUCUAAGUGUCUACUGCCUUCCAAACCUGGAGCCACUGCUUCUGUAGGUGAGGCUAGCCUCACAUGUCCUGUAGGGUCCACUAUAGAGCUAGUUGCCUUUCCUUUGUUUUAAAAGACCAAGUGUUAAAAAGCCCUAGUAAGAGGCCAAGAUGCCACCCGCUUGCUUCCAUUCUCUUCAAAGGGCUGGGACAUAGCCCUACCAUCAUGGGACUGGACGGGAUGGCUGAAAGACCAUGUUCUUACCCCACCCCAUGCUGUCUCCGUUUGUUCUAUCUCUCGCUAUCCCUGCAGUUUUCAGUGUGGAGUUUACUGAUAGGAAAAGCACAGGACCUUUGAACUUCUUUCUCUUCUGUAUCCUAAAACUCUUAAGUACUAAUUUGCUUCUAGAGUUUGCAUUUAAAUAGAAUGAAUUUUUGUCUUUUAGGUUCAUAGCUUCAAUUUUUUCUUUAAAUUAACACACUCCAGUCAGUAAAACACAUUUUAAUACAUGGUCUAAUAUUUAAAAAGUUUUAUGUGUUCUGAUAUUAGUGACAAAACAAUAGCUUUUAAGUAAUGAGAUAAAAAUAUACAGACCACAGCUCUGGGUGGUGGCAUACACCAUUAUCCCAGUACUUGAGAAGCAGGAGCAGGGGGAUUGGGAGUUCUUGACUGUCCUCAGCUACAUAGUGAGUUCAAAGCAACCUAGGAAACAUGAGACCUUUGCUUGAAAAAAAGAAUAUCCAGACUUCAUUCUAGGUCUAGUAUGGCCUUCUAUACCCACAGAUCAUAUGCACACUGUUUUACAUACACAGAUUUUCAAAUUCAGUAGAUACUCAGGUGGAACUACAUAUAUUUUGUUGCUAAUGGUUAACUUUGAAGCUUGCCUUUUCUACAUUGCUACAGAUUCAAGGUCAUCUCUAUCAUAUUACCUUUAUUCUAAACUUGUUUUUGUUUGGGGCACUCACUGGGAAUCAAACCCAGGAACUUGGUCCACCACCAGCCCUCCUUGAUUUCUUUUUCUUGGUUUUUGUUGUUUUGGGUUGGUUGGUUUUUGUUUUUUUAGACUUUGGUUUUUUGAGACAGAGUCUCUCUGUAGCCCCAACUGGCCUGGAACUUGUUAUUUAGACCAGGCUGACUGUCAUCUGAGAUCUGCUUAUUUCUGUCUCCCAAGUGGUGGGAUUAAAGGUGUGCCCACCUAUGCCCAGCUUUUCCCCUGGCUUUUUUAUGUGUUUUCCUGAGUAGGGGAGAUAGUUAACUAACCUUGUCAGUAGAUUAACCCUAGGAAGACCCAAGGAAAAGUGCUGCAUAGGCAUGCCAUGCUUGGAAAACAGUUUGAGACUUUCAGGACCCAUAUGGCUCUUAGCAUCACUAAGGCCACCGAGCUUCUUCAUCUCUGGAGAUUUGUCUAAAUCUGAAGCUCUCACCCAUAUGUAAAAAUAUGCCUAUUAGUUUCUUCUUUAACUUCAUGUGUUUAUGAUCUUUUACCACCACAGAACCUUUAUAAUACUGGAUUUAAGUGCCUGAGGGGAGAGAAUCCCGAAGAACCCCACUGUCAUGUCUACAGUGUCUCUUGGUUUGUGGAGGGUGAUGUUACAGGUUGCUUUUCUGCUCUAAUGACAUUCAGUGACUGAGAAGCUGCUUUUUUUUUAGUUGUCAUGUGCCACAUUAUUGAUGUUUCAAAGACAGAUCACAUAUUCAAAGACAGUUAGCCCAUAAGACUGCAGUGGAGCUGAAACAUUCCUGCAGCCCAGUGAGGUGUUGCCUCUGUGGUCCAGAUCACUGCUCACAUUUGUAGUGCUGCUGGCUGCAGAAGCACAGCACAUGCGCUGUGUACAGUACAUAACCACUGAACAAAUGCCACUGCUUUAUGCACACUUUAGACUAUUAUCCUUGCUUUAGAGUAUACUUCUGUUAAAAAGCAGUCGACUGCAGCUGGGGGUGGUGGUGCACGCCUUUAAUCCCAGCGCAGGAGGCAGAGGCUGGCGGAUCUCUGUGCGUUCAAGGCCAGCUGGGGCUACAGGGAGACCCUGUCUCAAAAAGACCCAAAAAAAAAAAAAAGUCAACUGUAAUACAGUCUCAGGCAAGUCCUUCACAAGGUAUUCCAGAGAAAGGCAUUGUUACUGCCCCUGAAGACUACAGUGGGACAGAAUGUAUAGGUGGAAGACAGUGAUGAUGAUGACAAUCAUAAUCGAUGUGUAGGCCCAGGUGUGUGUGCGCGCGUGUGAGACAAAAAAGUUCUGAAAGUUUAAAGAAAUGAAUUUUGAAGAUAGAAAGUAGCUUAAAUAUAAAGGAAAUAUUUUUGUGCAGUUAUAUAUUUUAAGCAAAAUGUUAUAAGUCAAAAGCUAUAAAAACUGAAGUUAUAGAAAGCUAAGGUUAUUGAAGAUAAAGUAUUUUUAACAUGCAUACGGGUUUGGAAGCCUGAGAGCUACCAUCUGAUCUGUACAAGUAAUGUAUUUGCACAAGGAACUUGCCUCAACUUAUGAUACUGAGCUUCAUUCUUGAUCAUGACUGCUGUGUUCUUCUCUGUAUGAUCAAUGGCAUCGUUCUCUUAAUUGUUAAUACUGAACCGCCAAUCCCUUGUUUUAUUCACUUAUUUAUUGGUGUUUUUGGCACAGGGCCUUGCUGUGUCUCCCUUAAUUCCCCAAUUGCUGAGCUUGCAGCUGUCUACACCACCAUGCGCAGUUGCAGACUUCCAGUUCCUAUAACUCCCUUUAGUAAAGGAAGAUUUUUCUACCCAAAGAUAAUAGCUUUAUCUUUUCACAGUAUAUAAAAUAUUGCAUGUUUAUUUUUGAGAAAUUAAAGUAGAAAAAUAUAUACAAAUGUUAGCCGAAAUCCUACCGCCCUGUUACAAACACUUAGAGCUUUGUAAUGUGUGAUGUGGCUAGCCUGCACUUGUUUCAGGGAACGACCCCUUUUCUACUGUGCUGGGUAUAAACAAAUACAAGGCCCUAGAGCAACCUUGUCAAACAGGGCUCCAAGGGAGAGACUGAAGGUCGCUAUUACAUGUAAAGAAUGUGAAAAUAGUUAUCUCAGUCAUUUUCCUUAAGCUUUUCUCUUUCAGGAUCCUUACAAAUGAAAAUAGUCAAUGAUGAAUUUUAAGAUACUCCAACUCACAGAUCACCCUUAAAUUUGUUCUUCCUUAAUAUGUUUGUUUAUACACACCUUCCAAUGAUUAAAAAGAAGGUACACAAAUUGAACUGAAUGUCUACAUUUUUGUUUUUCCCCACAAAAUAAAUAAAAAUGUUUUUUGCA
Messenger RNA from Nannospalax galili (Upper Galilee mountains blind mole rat), 6134 nucleotides. RefSeq names its product 2-oxoglutarate and iron dependent oxygenase domain containing 1 (gene Ogfod1). Gene Ontology annotation, molecular function: L-ascorbic acid binding; iron ion binding; peptidyl-proline dioxygenase activity. The record is from RefSeq and is a predicted model, not a curated record. Bases 187 to 1818 code for a protein of 543 amino acids. Gene Ontology annotation, biological process: regulation of translational termination; peptidyl-proline hydroxylation. Lineage: Eukaryota; Metazoa; Chordata; Mammalia; Rodentia; Spalacidae. Gene Ontology annotation, cellular component: cytoplasm. The transcript is spliced from 13 exons.